AAGAGAAGUCUAGAACAUCUAAGAUACCAUUCCAGAAAGAUUCAACAUGAUUUCCCAACUCUUCUUUGCCUUAGCAAUCUCUUCAGUAUUAGUUUCGGAAUCUUCUUGUGCUGCGUACGAACAUGGGAGCAUGAGAGUUUGUGGUUCACGAUUAGUGACUAUCAUGUCUUUAGUUUGUGAUGACCUAAACAAUUCGCAAGGCAACAAAAGAUCAGUUAACUGGAGUCCAGAGGCCUCUUUUCAGUAUCCAGACUUCAGAUCUAAUGCCUUGUCUGCUGCUGGUUAUCAUUGGAUGGACAGUGAUGUCAACUCCUUCAUCCCAAUGAGACACCAGAGAGGAAUCAUUGAAGCCUGCUGUGAUAAAGCUUGUUCCAUAGAUAAGUUAAGAUCUUUUUGUCCAAUUUAUUGAGUAUUUAAUUGAUAUAAAUUUUAAUCCGUAUAAUGCAUUUAGGUUGAUGAAAUCACUUUGAUGUACACAAAUAAAAUAUGAAACUUU
Messenger RNA from Harmonia axyridis, 496 nucleotides. Its product is annotated as probable insulin-like peptide 5. The transcript has 3 exons. Bases 47 to 409 code for a protein of 120 amino acids. Gene Ontology annotation, cellular component: extracellular region. Lineage: Eukaryota; Metazoa; Arthropoda; Insecta; Coleoptera; Coccinellidae. The record is from RefSeq and is a predicted model, not a curated record. Gene Ontology annotation, molecular function: hormone activity.